AUGAGACGAUAUAUUAAUUUAAAUAGUUAUAAAUAUGUGGAUAAAGAAAAAAGGGGAUAUAAAAAAAAUGAAAAAAAAAAUUCAAAUAUAUAUAUCCCCAAUUUUAUUAUCUCUAACUACAACAAUAGAAUAAAGAAUAAUCAAGUUAUUUUUGAAAAUAAAAUAUUAUCACAAUUUGCAAAAAUAAAAAAUAAACUAACACACCAUCUACAACUAGAAAUUAGUCAACAAAAUGGAAAUCCUCUAAAAUAUACGAAACCGGUUUUAAAAAAAAAAAUUAAAAAUAUCAGUAAUAAUAGAACCAAACCCAAUACUUCCACUAUCCCCACCAUUUCCACUACCCCCACCAUUUCCACCAUUUCCAAUGUUGGGCAUGGUGGAAACAAAUUAACAAUUAAAAUAAAUGAACCCAAUUUGAAAUCUUUACAUUUGGGAAAAUUGCAUUACUCAUCAAGUUUGGGUGAUAACAGCCAAGACAAAAGGAAUACAAAAAAUGAGAAUACAAAUGAGAAUACAAAAGAGAAUACAAAUGAGAACACAAAUGAGAAUACAAAAGAGAAUACAAAAAAUAAUACAACCAAAUUUAAAGAAGUACUUAAAAAAAAUAUAAAUGAUUAUGUUAUUUUUUCACGGUUACACAUUCCGACUGGUACAUAUUUAACAUUAUAUACAUCCCUAUGGGGAUAUUUAUUAACAUAUGAUGUUAAUAAAUUAUUUUUAUUAAAUAAUGAAAUAUAUCCAAGUGAAAUAAAUAUAGAUGAAAUUAAAAAUAUUAUUAAAAAUGUAUCCUUAUUUACUUUUGGGGCAUAUAAUAUUAGAGCUUUUGGAUGCAUGAUUAAUGAUUUUUUAGAUAAAAAUUAUGAUAAAUAUGUUGAAAGAACAAAGAAUCGACCAUUAGCAGAUGGUUCUAUAACUACUUCCAAAGCUUUAGUAUAUAUGUUCAUACAUUCUUCUUUAUCCCUUUUAACAUUAUUUCAAUUUAGCAAUGAAACAAUAUAUACUGGUUUAUUUUCUUCUAUAUUUAUUAUUACAUACCCAUUAUUAAAAAGAAUAACAUAUUAUGCUCAAAUUUAUUUAUCUUUUACAUUCAACUUAGGUUUUUUUAUAGCAUCAAGUGUGAAUAUAAAUAUAUUAGAUAAUUUAUUUCCAUUAAUUAUAAGUUUUAUUCCAUUAUGUUAUCUGACAAUUAUUUACGAUACAAUAUAUGCACAUCAAGAUAAAGCUGAUGAUAUUAAAUUAAAGCUAAAAUCGCUAGCUAUAAAAUGGGAUAAAAAUACUAUAAAAUAUUCAAAAAUAUUAAUUAUUAACAUGAUAUAUUUACUUUAUAUUUCAGCAUAUUUAUUUGAUAUUCAUUAUUCUUAUUAUAUAUUCUCAACAUUUAAUGUUUCUUAUUUGUAUUAUCUGAUUAGUCAUGUUUCUAUAGAUGAUAAAGAAAAAUGUAUGAAUUUUUUCAAAAAAUCAAAAAAUGUUUUAUUCCUCUUUUUCUUAGCUUCAUUAACUGCAAAAACAUUUGAAGCUUUGGAGAAAAGACAUGAUAAAGGAGACCAAACUGAAAUUAAAAAUGAAAAUAAAGAAACAACAUUGCUACUUUAA
Plasmodium yoelii is the source of this 1593-nucleotide messenger RNA. Its product is annotated as 4-hydroxybenzoate polyprenyltransferase, putative. Gene Ontology annotation, biological process: ubiquinone biosynthetic process. Gene Ontology annotation, cellular component: mitochondrial inner membrane. The transcript has a single exon. The coding region runs from base 1 to 1593 and encodes 530 amino acids. NCBI's taxonomy places the organism in Eukaryota, Apicomplexa, Aconoidasida, Haemosporida, Plasmodiidae. Gene Ontology annotation, molecular function: transferase activity, transferring alkyl or aryl (other than methyl) groups. The record is from RefSeq and is a predicted model, not a curated record.